AUGGCCGCGCAGACCUCUUCUCCGGGUUCUUCUAGGGUCUAUAUCACUGCACGCACACGCGAGGGCGAGGAGCGCGUCCUUCGCCUAGAUUCUCUCCCACAGACGAUUUCCUUACACUCGGAAUCUGGACUGAAUCUUGAGCUGGCGAUAUCGCAGCCAACAGCUACGGGAGGCGGGUCGCCAGGGGAUGUUGCAAUUACGGGUCAGGGUGAAUGCGAGAGCGGUUCAAUGCUCCGAGGACAUCCUGCCGGAAAGCGAGGUCGCUCAAUGACACCGGCGGCAGAGACGACUAGCGAAGCCACGCGCGCACUCGGUGGCGAACACUCUGUGAAGCGUGCUCGCACCGAGCAACUAUCUCCGCCAAUGUAUUCCACCGGCACCCCUUCAAGCUCAGUGAGCUUGAGCUCGCGCGUCGGUAGCGGCUUUCUUCUCACCGAUGCUGAUGCCGACGAAGCGACUUGGGAGCAGGCCGUCGAGGCCGUUGAGACCGCCGAGAAGAGGAGGGCUGCUGACAUGGGGUUCACUCCCUUCUGA
Peniophora sp. CBMAI 1063 is the source of this 534-nucleotide messenger RNA. Lineage: Eukaryota; Fungi; Basidiomycota; Agaricomycetes; Russulales; Peniophoraceae. The record is from the annotation of a GenBank genome assembly.